GCUCCAGCCCUGGUGGGUUGCACUGCACCUACGCAGAAAACAAAAACAAAUCGCAAAUCAAUAGCGGAGGAGUACGAAAACCACGAUGAGUGUCGACGACGUGAUCUACGUGAUCUGCCUCCUGGCCUGCAUUGGAGCCGGGGGCUAUGUGAAGAGGAUCGCGGACGAGGGCCAGCGAAAGCUGGUGUCCACCGCACUUGGCAUAAUUGUUGUUGUGAUUGUCUCCGGGCUCCACAGCCUGCACUGCUUCGUUUCACUGGCCCUGGGCACAUCCGCCGUGCUCCUGGUGCAUCCGAGCAAAGGCCACUUGGUUACCUUCGUGGUCAUGUUCGGCUACCUGGUGUUCUUCCGCAUGUUCGACUUCUACCUGGGAAUUCCGGGCCACACGAACAUGAUCCAAAUGAUGCUCACCCUGAAGGUUUCGGGUAUCGCCUUCGAGAAGACUGCCGCCUGGAAACGCCUACAGGCAGCAGAUGAGCAGAAGAAGAACGACCAGCGGGAUGUGAACCAGGAGAGCCUCAUCGAGGUCACCGACUACGAUGUGGAGCUGCAGAACCUGAGUGCCGCUGAGAUCCUCCACUACAGCUUCAACUACAUAGGAGUUCUGACAGGUCCAUAUUAUCGGUACCGCACAUACAGGGACUACUUUGAGAUGCCCUUCAAGACCCAUGCUCCCAGCGUGGAAGCCACCUUGGAAAAGCUCAAAUACGCUGUCUUCUAUUGCUCCCUGUAUUUAGCAACCAACUACAUUUGGCCACUAGAUUACGCACUGAGCGACGAGUUCUUCAACGAUCGCUCCUUCGUCUACCGCCUGCUGUACGUGUGGCCCACGUUCUUCACAUUCCGCGCCCGCAUUUACACCGGACUGACCCUCAGCGAGUGCGUCUGCACAAUGGCCGGCUUCGGCGCCUAUCCGGAUGAGUCGGACCCCAACAACGGAGAGGGACCGCGUAAACGCUACCAGCACUUGAAGCGCGACGCCGACAAGCACUCGUACAACUUCACAACGAUUGUGAACACGAGGGUGCUGGAGGUGGAGCGGUGCUGGACCUUCCGCGAGGGCAUGAAGCACUGGAACGUUUGUGUCCAGUACUGGUUAGCUGUCAACGUGUACAAACUGUUUCCCAGCAAGAAAUACAGAACUGGCGCUACUUUGCUGUGCUCCGCCUACUGGCACGGAUUCCGGCCAGGACACUACUUCUGCAUCAUGGGCGCUCCCUUCUACGUUUCCCUGGAGGACAUGUGGGAUAAGCUGGUGCGCAGGAGUGCCACUGGCACCGUGCGCAGGGUGAUCGACGUCAUCUUCUGGAUCUUCAAGUGGUUCGCCUUCAGCUACUUGGGCGAGGCCUUCCUGCUCUCCUCGUUCAGCAACAUCUGGCGUUUCUACAGCUCGGUUUACCACAUUGGAUACGUCAGCUGGGCGGUGAUGAUUGCCCUGGGACUGUACCUGACCAGUCAGAAAAAGGCUGCGGAGCGCAGAAAGAAUCGCGCGGCAGAGAAGGCUUCCGGGGGAGAUGGAAUUGCAGCCUCUUCAGAGAAGGAGAAGGCGCAGUAGUCGGUCAACUCUGUAGCCACCAAUAUCCCAAUUCAUAGUUCAAUUCUUGGACAGCUUCCUUAAAGUGUUCCAAUAGAUGUUCGAAAGUCUGUCGGAGAAAUUGAAAUGUUCUUCAGCGAUAGCUCAAUCCUAUUGCCAAUCAAGAUGAUCAAACGAUAUUUUCUUAGAGAUGUAGUUCUCUACAUAAAACACCAUUUUAACCAUGUACAAAAGUGAUCUUGUUACGCCUUCUACCCGUUACCAUCCAAACUUCUGCUGGGGAAGGUGAUGAUAUUGAUAUUGAUAUGAAUAAAAAUAGAACUAGGCAUAUGAAAAAUUACUAAGGAAAAUAAUUAUAUAUUUUAACCAAAGCAAUUGUAAUUGAAUCAAAAAUUGUACACAAACUAAGUCCUGCUAUGAUUACUCGUAUCCAAAUUAAAAUAUAUAUUGCCGAUAAACAAAA
Messenger RNA from Drosophila ficusphila, 1997 nucleotides. RefSeq names its product lysophospholipid acyltransferase 7 (gene frj). Lineage: Eukaryota; Metazoa; Arthropoda; Insecta; Diptera; Drosophilidae. Gene Ontology annotation, cellular component: membrane; mitochondria-associated endoplasmic reticulum membrane contact site. Gene Ontology annotation, biological process: lipid modification; phosphatidylinositol biosynthetic process. The transcript has 6 exons. The record is from RefSeq and is a predicted model, not a curated record. The coding region runs from base 86 to 1555 and encodes 489 amino acids. Gene Ontology annotation, molecular function: lysophospholipid acyltransferase activity.